Procambarus clarkii (red swamp crayfish) is the source of this 1486-nucleotide messenger RNA. RefSeq names its product Glutaredoxin 3 (gene Grx3). The record is from RefSeq and is a predicted model, not a curated record. Gene Ontology annotation, cellular component: cytosol; nucleus. Gene Ontology annotation, biological process: intracellular iron ion homeostasis. Lineage: Eukaryota; Metazoa; Arthropoda; Malacostraca; Decapoda; Cambaridae.
UGACUAUAGUCUACAGAUUGCUAAUUGCAUGACGGGAUGAACAACCCAGCGGGUUUUUUUCAUAUUGUGGGUGUUGUAUAUGCUGCUAUGGUAGUUUGCUCAUAGGAUGAGUGACGCUGCCCAGUAAACGCCCUCUGGGGCAAAAUUAAACUACCAGUUAAUUGGGCUGCCCGGCCACCAGGUGGCAACAUCAUGCCCGGCCUUAGUCCCAGUGACCCGAGACAGUUCACAUGUUCCCAGGCUGGUGAGCGUUGUGUGGUGGUGGUCACGAGGAGAGGGACUAGCUUCCAGUUGUACUUGUAUUUCAUCCAGAAAAAUAUACUUUUGUGGGCACAACUGUGAGCGCCGUAUAUCUAAAUAAUGGCUUAUCUGUGAUCCAUUUCAUGGCUGAAUGGGCUCCACAGUGUGAACAGAUGAAUGAUGUUAUCACUGAACUUAGUAAACAACGAGAAUUAAAGGAAGUAACGUUUGGGAUUGCGGUUGCCGAGGACAUUUCAGAUGUUAGCUUGAAGUACAACAUUUCUGCUGUGCCGACUAUUGUGUUACUCCGUGGUGGAAAACUUGUUGAAAGAGUUGAUGGUGCUAAUGCAGCUGAGCUUACUACUAAAGUGAAAACACAGGCAGCAAAGGCCUCCUUGAUGUCAACUUCACCAGUUGCACCUGUUAAAGAUCUUAAUACUCGCCUCAAACAACUAAUUAACUCUGCAAAAUGUAUGCUGUUUAUGAAGGGAUCACCAGAUGCACCAAAAUGUGGGUUCAGCCGCACAACAAUAGACUUGCUAAAUAAACACGAGGCCGAUUACUCCAGCUUUGAUAUUCUCACGGAUGAGGAAGUACGUCAAGGCCUUAAAACCUACUCAAAUUGGCCUACUUAUCCACAGGUGUAUAUUGAUGGGGAGCUUAUUGGAGGUUUGGACAUUCUGAAGGAAAUGGAUGACUCAGGGGAGUUAGGCUCUAUGCUUCCCAAGAAACAAAAGCUGGAGGAUAGAUUAAAAGUUCUAAUCAAUAAGGCACCAUUGAUGAUAUUCAUGAAAGGAGAAAGGGGAGCACCUAGAUGUGGCUUUUCAAAAACUUUGAUUGGCAUUCUCAAUGAAACUGGACUGGAGUAUGACACCUUUGAUAUCCUUACCGAUGAGGAGGUUCGACAAGGACUGAAGUCAUACAGCAAUUGGCCCACUUAUCCUCAGAUCUAUGUGAAGGGGGAGCUUGUUGGUGGUUUAGAUAUUAUCAAGGAGCUUCAGUCAUCAGGUGAACUCAUGGCAACUUUGAAAGGAGAAUAAAUGUGAAUGAAAUAUAUCUUGUUCUUGUAAGAGAACAAGAUAUUAUUUGUCCAUACAAAUUUAAACAGUAUGGACAAAUAAUAAUGAUGUAUGGAAAAUGUAAUGUAUUCUAACCAUGGAAAAAAUUAACUAUUGUAUUAAUCUUCGCAUUGUGUUGUUGCCUUUCAAUGAAAGACGUUGUUACAUAAUAAAAUCCAUGUCAGAUU